GCUGCGAUCCUGACAGCAUUCACAUUACAGUCCACUCCGAGUUUGAGAAUGACACACACGGCUUAAGCUCUGCCUCGGACGAGUUUGGAGUCAUUCGGAUUACAAUUUUGGACCAUUUUAAAGAUUCGAUUCGCCACCUGUGGAGUUUACGAUGUCAGGCUUGUUUUGUCGAAGUUUAUACGCGUUUAACGGGGAACAGCAUCAGCAGGGACUGAAGUUUGAGGCUGGAGAAGUGAUCAGGAUCACGCAGGCUCUGGAAGGAGGCUGGUGGGAGGGAGAGAAGGACGGAGUCAAGGGAUGGUUUCCCUCGACUUACGUGCAGGUGGAGAAACUGUCCUCGAUGUCUCCUCUGGACGAGCCACUGCCCAGAGACUGGAAGUGCUACAUGUCACCUCAGGGACGCAGAUACUACGUCAACACCGUCAGCAACGAGACAACAUGGGAGCGGCCAUCGAGCACGCCUGGCACCCCGAAAACACCGGUGAAACACAAGAACUCUGUCCCAACAGUGAAUGGAUUUCAUGGUAAUGGCAGCCCGUUGCAUCAGACUGAACCAUCGCAUGUAGUGAUGCGAAAGACCAGCACAGAUCAACAGAGUCCUGGCUCGACUUCACCCAGCAGGAAGCAGGAGUGUGAAUCCACAGUAACUAUCAACUGCGUGACGUUUCCUCUUCCACUGCACAUGUCUGAAAAGCAGCUGCUCAAACCAGACGAGUGGAGCUACUGUGAUUAUUUUUGGGCGGACAGAAAGGACCCGCAGGGAAGCGCCAACAUCUCAGGAUUCGAGGUUCUGCUGCAAAAACAGCUGAAGGGAAGGCAGAUGCAGAAAGAGAUGGCCGAGUUUGUGCGGGAGAGGAUCAAGAUUGAGGAGGAAUACGCCAAGAACCUGUCGAAGCUCUCGCAGAUCCCGCUAGCGGCGCAGGAGGAAGGCACGCUUGGAGAAGCUUGGGCUCAGCUGAAGAAAAGCCUGGCAGAUGAAGCAGAAGUUCAUCUCAAGUUCUCCUCCAAGCUUCAGAGUGAAGUGGAAAAGCCUCUGCUGAUAUUCCGGGAAAACUUCAAGAAGGACAUGAAGAAGUUCGACCAUCACAUGGCGGAUCUCAGGAAGCAGCUGGCCAGCCGAAACGCCGGCGUGGAGAAGGCACGGAAAGCGCUUGCAGAUCGGCAGAAGGAUCUGGAGUUAAAGACCCAGCAGCUGGAGAUCAAACUGAGCAGUAAGAUCGAGGAGGACAUCAAGAAAGCGCGCAGGAAAUCCACGCUCGCCGGUGAUGAUCUGAUGCGAUGUGUUGAUCUCUACAAUCAGUCCCAGUCCAAGUGGUUUGAGGAGAUGGUGACCAGCAGUCUGGAGCUUGAGCGUCUGGAGGUGGAGCGUGUGGAGAUGAUCAGACAGCAUCUGUGUCAGUACACAACGCUACGACACGAGACGGACAUGUUCAACCAAAGCACCAUAGAGCCGGUGGACAAACUCCUGCGGAGCGUGGACCCCGCCAGAGACCGAGAGCUGUGGGUCAAAGAACACAAGACAGGCGAGCUGAGACCGGUGGACAUGGACAUCUGAGACCAUCAGACUCGCAGCUUUAGAGACACUGAAUCGCAACGCAACACUGGCUGAAGGGAAAGCGCUC
Messenger RNA from Carassius carassius (crucian carp), 1622 nucleotides. Its product is annotated as growth arrest-specific protein 7. The record is from RefSeq and is a predicted model, not a curated record. NCBI's taxonomy places the organism in Eukaryota, Metazoa, Chordata, Actinopteri, Cypriniformes, Cyprinidae. Gene Ontology annotation, molecular function: actin filament binding. The coding region runs from base 152 to 1555 and encodes 467 amino acids. Gene Ontology annotation, biological process: actin filament polymerization; neuron projection morphogenesis. The transcript is spliced from 14 exons. Gene Ontology annotation, cellular component: actin filament; cytoplasm; plasma membrane.